This is a messenger RNA of Alternaria atra, 711 nucleotides long. RefSeq lists its product as uncharacterized. The transcript has 3 exons. Gene Ontology annotation, molecular function: protein kinase activity; ATP binding. The record is from RefSeq and is a predicted model, not a curated record. Gene Ontology annotation, biological process: protein phosphorylation. NCBI's taxonomy places the organism in Eukaryota, Fungi, Ascomycota, Dothideomycetes, Pleosporales, Pleosporaceae. Bases 1 to 711 code for a protein of 236 amino acids.
AUGAGCGCUCUAGCGUUUCUCCAUGAGGGAACCGAUAACCAGCACCGGAGGGGUCGCGACGAAUGGAGGCCAAUCGUAGAUCGAGGUGUUAAGUUCGAGAAUGUACUGGUAAAGAGCGUGGGCUCCAAAGACGACUGGUCAGGUAUUGAGGUAGAGCUAGGCGACUUCAGUAUGGCCAGUUACUACAACCUAGAAGAUCCUAAUCCUCGCGGGCAUGUUGCAAGCAAUGUAUGGGGCGUCGCAACCAUCAUCCACGAACUCGCUCAUAACUUUGGACUGCUCGUAGACCCUAACGUCAUCGAGAAGAAGUGGUUUCUGCAAAACGACGAAGCACUGUACCUAGAUUUCUGGCCGAAGAACCUCAAGUGGAACUACUGGUCAAGCAAAGCGCCUCGGAGACCUGUAUCAAUCAACAUCGAACCCAGCGCUCCUAUUCCAAUAUUAGUCGACGAGCGACUUGGAUACAACACACAGGCAUUAGCGUUUUGUCCGUGUAGACCAAGUCCGAACUACUCUGAUGCACUGAAUCAUUGCAUGAUGGCAGGGUUAGCAAUGUCUCCAGUUGAGCGGCCAGAGUCUGAACAAUUAUUGCGGCAAAUCGAGACAGCACAUGCGGACAUUCUUUUCCAGGACCUGUGCUUGGCGCACAAUCGCGAGACGAUCAUAGAAGAUGAGGAGAUCGAAGAGGAUGACGCGGGAUGCGACUACUGA